UGCGGUGUGACAUAUAGGUUUUAUUUAUUUUAAGGUGUAUUAAAUAAGUAAUUUUUAACAUAUUUAUAUGUUUUAUUUAAAAUUAUAUUAAAAUGUUUAAUACUGUGAAGAAUUCUGUUAAAUAUGAAAUUAAAAAAUAUGGGCAACGGACAUAUAUGCGACACUCAUUAGAUAUAAUUAAAAAUAAUUUAAAUCGACAAAAAAUUAAAGAAUCAUUAAGUAUUUUUUAUCGAUCAUGUGGCCAACCAACAGUAACUACACAUCCUCAUUUAAUAAAAGAAGGAGAAGUAGUACCUGGUAUUCAACUUUGUGAAUUCAAAAAGCGACGAAACAAAUUGAUAGAGAAUAUUAUUUCACAUGCUUAUACCACAAAUCUAGCCAAAUCACAUAUUAUAAUUAUUCCUUCUUCAUCUAAAGUAUACAUGUCUGGCAAAAUUCCAUAUGUUUUUCGGCAAAAUACAGAUUUUCUUUAUUUUACUGGUUGUCAAGAACCUAAUAGUAUUUUAAUAAUUACAAUAAAAAAUGAAAAUUUUGUAACUACUUUAUUUUUAACACAACAAGAUGAACAUUCUGAACUAUGGGAUGGACCUACAACUAAAGUUGAAAUAGCACCUGAAAUGUUUGGUGUAGAUACAGCACUUCCAAUAAUAGAGUUAGAACAAUUUUUUAUUUCUUUUAUGACUGAAAAUAAAAAUAGUAUCAUUUGGUAUGAUACUAUUGAUAUAACACAAACAAGUUUACACAAAAAAUUAUAUGAAUUAGUGAAAAUAACAAAUUGUCAAACUCUUUCUCCAACAAAUAUUAUGCAUAAAAUUAGAUUAAUUAAAUCACAAUCUGAAAUAGAUUUAAUGAAAAAAAGUUGUAAGAUUAUUUCAGCAGCAAUGUCUAAAACUAUAAAAAUAUCAAAACCCAAAAUGAAUGAACAUCAUCUAUUUGCAACUGUGGAUUAUGAAUGUCGAAUGAAUGGAGCAGAAUUUUUAGCAUAUCCACCAGUUGUUGCCGGAGGAAAAAAUGCUAAUAUUAUUCAUUAUAUUACUAACAAUCAAAUAAUUCAAGAUGGAGACAUGGUUUUAAUGGACGCAGGUUGUGAAUAUCAUGGUUAUUCAUCUGAUGUAACUAGAACAUGGCCAAUUAAUGGAACAUUUACUCAAGAACAAAAAAUUUUAUAUGAAAUAGUAUUAGAUAUUCAAAACAUUUUAAUUCAUAAAUUAAAAGAAUUACCUUCAUUAGAUCAAUUAUAUCAUGAUAUGUGCUCUUUAUUAGGCAAAAGAUUACAAGAAUGUGGAUUAAUACCAAAACAUUUAAACAAAAAAGAAUUAUUUUCUACAGUUUAUUCUUAUUGUCCACAUCAUGUGAGUCAUUAUUUGGGUAUGGAUGUGCAUGAUACAGGAAAAAUUUCUAGGAAUUUAAAACUUCAGCCAGGAAUAAUAAUCACAAUAGAACCUGGUAUAUAUGUUAAUCCUAAAAAUCAAUUUGCUCCACCAGAAUUUGUUGGUUUAGCUGUUCGUAUUGAAGAUGAUAUUUUAAUAACAGAAAAUGGUCCGAUAAUUCUAACAGAAGAUUGUCCAAAAGAAAUUUUCAAAAUAGAAGCUUUAGCAAGUCAAUAAUUAUAAUAAUGGCUGUAUAUAAUUUUCAAAUAUAAUAAAUAUUACAUAAGAAUUGUACAUAAGAACUAAUAACAUUGAAAGUUAUAUCUGUAAUUAAUAAAGAAUAACUAAAAGGAAUAAUAAUAAUAUAAUAUAUAUAAUAAUAAUGUAAUAAUAAUAAUAUAAUGCAGACAAAAAAUAUUAAUAUGAACAUUUAUAUAAAAUUUAUAUAAAUUCAUGUAAAUUCACAUAAAAUAAUAAUUCAAAUACGAUUAAUAAAAUGAUUACUAUAAAUUUGUAGAAAACAAUAUAAAUGAUAUUGAAUAGAAAGAAAAAUUUAAUAUUAAAUACCAAAUUAGCAAUUAAAUAUUUAUUAUAUAUUGAUACAUAUAAAUUUGUAUGAAUAAUAUAUUGUAAUAUGAAUUAUUUAAUACUUAUUAUAUUUUUAAAAUGUAAUGAAAUUUUGAAAUGUGAUUCAUAAAAUUGAAUCGUAAAUUAAUUAAUAUUAAAUUAGUAUUAAAUAAUUCAAAUCUUUUACACAAUAAGAUUCUUUAAAUUAAUAUCAGCUUGUUUUAAAGCAAUGUAAUUUUUUAACUGCUUUACUCGUAAACAUGCCCAAACUAGAUGAUCAUGCAAUGCAUGAAUUUGAGCAGCUGCUAAUGCUGCACUUUCAGGAUAGAUUACUGUGGUGCAUCCAAUUCCUAAAAAUUUAAAAAAUUUUAUUUAAUAAUAUAUAUUUUAUGAUUAGAAAAUAUAAUUAAAUUAUAGUUGACAAUUCACCUGAUGGAACAUUGAUCGAUGACCAUAAAUCUUGGGAAAUAUUUUCUUUGAAAGGUGGACAAUUAAUAACAGGCAGAGAUGUAUUUCCAGAAAGUACUAGACCUAAUCCAUUACUUCUUCCUGCUACAGCUAUUAACACUAUCUAAGAAAAAAAUGUGUACAAAAAAAAUUUAUGAUAAUUUAAAAAUAAAUAUCACACAUUUAUUAAUAUCA
Messenger RNA from Apis cerana (Asiatic honeybee), 2579 nucleotides. Its product is annotated as xaa-Pro aminopeptidase 3. Gene Ontology annotation, molecular function: manganese ion binding; metalloaminopeptidase activity. NCBI's taxonomy places the organism in Eukaryota, Metazoa, Arthropoda, Insecta, Hymenoptera, Apidae. Gene Ontology annotation, biological process: proteolysis. Gene Ontology annotation, cellular component: mitochondrion. The record is from RefSeq and is a predicted model, not a curated record.